This is a messenger RNA of Alternaria incomplexa, 1578 nucleotides long. RefSeq lists its product as uncharacterized. Bases 1 to 1578 code for a protein of 525 amino acids. Gene Ontology annotation, biological process: proteolysis. Gene Ontology annotation, molecular function: aminopeptidase activity; metalloexopeptidase activity. The transcript has a single exon. The record is from RefSeq and is a predicted model, not a curated record. NCBI's taxonomy places the organism in Eukaryota, Fungi, Ascomycota, Dothideomycetes, Pleosporales, Pleosporaceae.
AUGAGGUUCGUUCCCUUCGUUGCGCUUGCUGCGCCUGUCCUCGCACAGUACGAUGCGAAGCCAAAGCCUUCUGCAAAGCCCGAGAAGCCUCAGAAGCCCCAGUUGCCUGGAAAGCCUCACCCUCAUGGGCCACCCAAGAAGCUUGUCUCUCGCAAGGACCUGAUCAAGGAUAUCAAGCUCGAGGACCUUCUCGCAGGCUCCCAACAGCUUCAGACUUUCGCCGACGAGGCUGGUGGCAACCGUGCUUUCGGUAGCACUGGUCACAACGCUACCACUGAAUGGCUGUACCAAACGCUCAAGGCGACUGGAUACUACGAUGUGUACAAGCAACCCUUCGUCGAGCUCUUCACCGCAGCGACCACCAAGCUCACUGUUGCUGGCGAAGAGAUCGAGGCCGCUUACAUGACCUUUGGUCCCUCUGGAGAUGUUACCGCCAACGUUGUCAAGGUUAACAACCUCGGAUGCGCUGUUGACGACUUCCCAGCCGGAGUUUCUGGCCAGAUCGCGCUUAUCUCUCGAGGCACAUGUCCAUUCGCUGACAAGGCCGCCAACGCUCAAACCGCCGGUGCGGUCGGCGCUAUAAUCUACAACACCGAGCCCAACACACCCCUUUCUGGUACCCUCGGUGGUGAUGGCGACUACGCUCCCGUUGUUGGCAUUACCAAGGAAGCCGGUGAGGGUAUUGUAGCCAAGCUCGGCACCGGCACAGUUGAGGGAACUCUCUUCAUUGAUGCCAUUCGCGAGAACCGCACCAACUACAACGUCAUUGCCGAGACCAAGCAAGGUGACCACGACAACGUGCUCAUGCUCGGUGGUCACACCGACUCCGUCUUUGCCGGCCCCGGCAUCAACGACGACGGAUCUGGUACCAUUGGUACGCUCAUGACCGGUCUUGCCCUUACCAAGUACAAGAUCAAGAACGCCGUCCGUCUUGGAUUCUGGGGUGCGGAGGAGUUUGGCAAGCUGGGCUCCUUCUAUUACAUGAAGACCAUCAACGGUACCUUCGGUGGUAACGCAACUGAGGCCAACAAGAUCCGCGCCUACCUCAACUUCGAUAUGAUCGCAUCGCCCAACUACGUCCUCGGUAUCUACGACGGUGACGGCAGUGCGUUUAACUUCUCCGGCGCCGCUGGGUCUGACACUAUCGAGAAGGACUUUGAGGAGUUCUACGAGGAGCGUGGCCUUGCCCACGUACCUUCUCUCUUCACUCUCCGCUCUGAUUACGCUGCUUUCCUCGAGAACGGUAUUCCUUCAGGUGGUCUGUUUACCGGUGCUGAGGUGCUGAAGACUGAGGAGGAGGCACAACUUUUCGGUGGUGAGGCUGGUGCUCCGCUCGACGCCUGCUACCACCAGGCUUGCGAUGACAUCGACAACCUGGCCCUCGACGCUUACCUCCUCAACACCCAGAGCAUUGCCAACUCGGUUGCCAAGUACGCCCUAAGCUUCGAAGGUAUUCCAAGGGCCAACAUGACGCUCCGCAAGCGUGGCGCCGAGAGGAGCAGACUCAUGUCGAGAUUCGAUGAUGGUGGACAUGCUCACCAUGGCCAGACAUGCGGUGCUGGAAAGCACACUAUCUAA